This is a messenger RNA of Humulus lupulus (European hop), 2361 nucleotides long. RefSeq lists its product as uncharacterized. The transcript is spliced from 2 exons. The coding region runs from base 1 to 2361 and encodes 786 amino acids. Lineage: Eukaryota; Viridiplantae; Streptophyta; Magnoliopsida; Rosales; Cannabaceae. The record is from RefSeq and is a predicted model, not a curated record.
AUGAGGCCCGAAAUACAAGCACCCCAGUUUGAGCUCAAACCGGUCAUGUUUCAAAUGCUCCAAACCGUGGGGCAGUCUAGUGGGAUGCCAACGGAAGAUCCUCAUCUCCAUCUUCGCUCAUUUUUGGAGGUAAGCGAUUCUUUCAAGCUACAAGGAGUAAGUGAAGAGGCAUUGAGGCUGAAGUUAUUCCCGUUCUCUUUAAGGGACCGAGCUAGAUCAUGGCUCAACACCCUUCCUCCCGAUUCAGUUACAAAUUGGAAUGACUUGGCUGAGAAAUUUCUAAGAAAGUACUUCCCUCCCACCAGAAAUGCAAAGUUUAGAAGUGAAAUCAUGUCGUUUCAGCAGCUGGAAGAUGAGUCCACUAGUGACGCGUGGGAAAGAUUCAAAGAGCUUUUAAGAAAAUGUCCACACCACGGUAUCCCACAUUGUAUACAAAUGGAGACAUUCUACAAUGGUCUCAAUGCAGCCUCUCGAAUGGUCUUGGACGCUUCAGCCAAUGGAGCCAUUCUUUUCAAGUUUUACAACGAAGCAUUUGAGAUUUUGGAAAGGAUUGCAAGUAACAACUACCAAUGGUCAAAUAUUAGAGCUCCUACAAGCCGAAAAGUAGCGGGUGUUCUUGAAGUAGAUGCUCUAACCGCUCAAAUGGCCUCAAUGACCAACAUUUUAAAGAACAUGAGUAUGGGAGGAAAUGUACAGCCAGCUGCUGCCAUUCAAAGUGCAGAAGUAUCAUGUGUGUAUUGUGGGGACGGGCAUACUUUUGAGAAUUUCCCUUCAAAUCCAGCUUCGGUCUUCUAUGUGGGUAAUCAAAACUCCAACCGCAACAACAACCCAUAUUCUAACACUUACAAUCCAGCUUGGAGGCAUCAUCCAAAUCUGUCAUGGGGGGGUCAAGGAGCAAGUUCAAGUGGAGCACCAACACAAGAAAAACAGUCAUAUCCACCGAGAUUUUCUCAACAACCAAGACCUCAACAACCACACCAACCUCAAGGCUCUCAAACAAGUUCUUUGGAGAAUUUAAUGAGAGAUUAUAUGGCCAAGAAUGACGCUGUAAUUCAAAGCCAGUGCAAAGUGGUGACUUUGAGGAGUGGGAAAAAUCUGGAGUUAAAUGAGGAGAAAGAUAAGCAAAAAAACGAGCCCACUUCAAUCCAAAUUGGUGAAGAGAAGAGGGAAAACUUAGCAAGUUCAGCUGCUGAAUUUACCCAGAAUGCUACAACAUCAGUUCAGCAAUCUGCGACAGAAAAGUGUUUGAGCAAGCCACCUCCACCAUUUCCUCAAAGAUUUCAAAAACAGCAACAAGAUGGCCAAUUCCAAAGGUUUUUAGAUGUUUUGAAGCAACUCCAUAUCAAUAUACCACUAGUGGAGGCCUUGGAGCAAAUGCCCAAUUAUGUAAAGUUUUUGAAGGACAUUUUGACUAAGAAAAGGAGACUUGGUGAGUUUGAAACGGUGGCCUUGACGGAAGGCUGUAGUGCCAUGUUGAAGAGUAAAAUUCCUCCUAAGUUGAAGGAUCCGGGUAGCUUUACAAUUCCUUGCUCUAUUAGUGGAAGAGAUGUGGGUAGAGCUUUAUGUGACUUGGGAGCUAGUAUUAACUUGAUGCCUAUGUCUAUUUUUAAGAAGUUGGGAAUUGGAGAAGUGAGGCCAACUACAGUCACUUUGCAAUUGGCAGAUCUUUCUAUGGCACACCCGGAAGGAAAAAUUGAAGAUGUUCUAGUGCAAGUUGAUAAGUUCAUUUUUUCGGCCGAUUUCAUCAUUCUUGAUUAUGAAGUGGAUAGAGAUGUUCCCAUUAUCUUGGGUAGGCCAUUUCUAGCUACUGGGAGGACCUUGAUUGACGUGGAAAAAGGGGAGCUCACAAUGAGAGCUCAAGAAGAACAGGUAACUUUCAAGGUAUUCAAUCCUAUACGUUCUCCAGAUGAUGUAGGAGAUUGUUUGGCCAUCACUGUCAAGAACUCUAAUAUGGAGGAAGAGGUACCCACAAGGUAUAGCAAGAAAGUGAGGAUGAUGCUAUCUCUUAAAGAAUUUGAGAGCAACAAUGAGCUAGGGGCAAGUAUAAACAAGGCAUCGUCUCAUUUGCAAGAGUCAUGUAGAAAGAAGAAAAAGAAGUGUGGUAGGAAAGCUCAUUCCCAAAGGUUUGAAGUGGGGCAGCGGGUGUAUGUCUCUAAUUCUAAAAUGAAAGCAAGUUCCAGACAGCUAGCAUCAAGUUUCUCUGAUUCAUUCUUGAUAAUUAAAGUCUUUCCUUGUGGAGCAUUGGGCUUGCGUGAUGAAAUUUCAGGAAGAGAAUUUAAAGUGAAUGGCCAGCAACUUAAGCACUACCUUGGAGGGGAGGUCGAUAGAGCAAAGACCUCCAUCAUUUUGAAGGAAGCUUGA